AUGCGCAAACUUGUCAUUCCUAAAUACUACGGUCGACCAUCAAUUGGUUAGUUUAUUUUUGUGCAGAUUUUUGAGGUUCAAAAACUAAAUUUAUAGGACUUGCUCUUUUUGGCUGCACUAAUCGUCCAUUUUAUCAUAUUUGCGUUUUCCCGGAUCGUGCACUUGGUCGUCGAUUCGAAAGUAAUAUUCUGGAACAAGUUGGAACAUUUGAUCCAUUACCAAACACAAAAAACGAGAAGUUGGUUGCUUUAAAUUUUGGUCGAUUGAAAUAUUGGAUUGGUGAGCGCAACGCGCAUAUUUCCGUUCCUGUUCUUGAACUUUUGGGUCUUUCUGGUCUUUUUCCGAUUCAUCCAAAAUCUUUCAUUCGGGCGAAAGAUAAUCGAGAAAUAUUAAAAGAGGAAUCUGUUGAAGAACAAAAAGUGAGUUUAUAAAAAACCAUAUAAUUUUAAAGGAUUUUUAUUUUUAGACCGAGGAGCCUCUCCUUCAACAUCAACAAUAA
Molecule: messenger RNA, 499 nt
Organism: Caenorhabditis angaria
Lineage: Eukaryota; Metazoa; Nematoda; Chromadorea; Rhabditida; Rhabditidae
Source: the annotation of a GenBank genome assembly